UGCGCGACGGCCUGGGAAACGGGGCAAGAUGGAGGAGGCUGAGGAGGGUGUUUCGGAGCCGGCGGUACCCUCCUCUGCCCCAAUUUCAUUUACUUUCAGUCGCACGUCCGCCCGCAGACGACUAGCAGAGUCUGGAGAUGGUGCGGGUGCGGCCCUGGAGGAGAAGGACUUUUUGCGAACCGUGGAAGGAAGGGAACUGCACAGUGUGAAACCCACAGAAGCCCCCAAGGAGCUUGUGAUUCCUCUGAUCAAGAAUGCCUGUCGUAGGCAGCCAGCAACCCAGGCCCCUGGGGCAUCCACAGACACAGAGGUGGAUGGGGUCCUGUCACAGGCUGUGAAGGAACUCAUUGAAGAAUCCAAGAAGUCUCUGGACGAGAGAGAGAACGCGGGUAUCGACCCCACACUUGCUAUUCCCAUGAUCCAGAAAGGAUGCACUCCCAGCGGGGAAUGGGCAGACAAAGAACCCCAGGCUGAUACAAAGCCUGAGGAAGCUGAUUACGAGGCAGUCCCCGUGGAGGCCUACGGGCUGGCCAUGCUGCGGGGCAUGGGCUGGAAACCUGGCGAGGGCAUCGGCCGCACCUUCAACCAAGUGGUGAAGCCCCGUGUCAAUGCACUGAGGCCCAAAGGGUUAGGGCUGGGUGCCAAUCUGGCCGAGGUCCAGGACCUAGCCCCCCCUGGCUCACAGCGCCUGCUGAAGACAGAUGAGCAGGAGAAGGACAAGGAAGACCAGCCCAAAGGACUGGUGCCUGGAGGAGCCGUGCUGGUCCUUUCUGGUCCCCACCGAGGCCUUUAUGGGAAGGUGGAAGGCCUCGAUCCUGACAAUGCCCGGGCCAUGGUCCGCCUGGCUUCGGGGAGCCGCGUGGUGACGGUUAGUGAGUACUGCCUGAGGCCCAUCUCCCAGAAGGAAUUUGAUAAAAAGUCCUCAGAUCCCAGCCAGGUGAGCAGAAGUUCCUCAGGGGAUCAGAACGGAACAGCCACAUCGAAGGCCCAGCGGGGUCAGGAACUCCAUGUUCGAUGGGAGGACACAGAGCGGAAGCGGAAACACCUUCCAGACCGACACAGUAGGCCUGCAGCCAAGAUGGGACCGGCGGUGGCCACCCACAGUCAGCACUGGUUGCACAGAGACCUCCGAGUGCGGUUUGUAGACAAGCUCCACAAGGGUGGCCGGUAUUAUAACACCAAGAUGACCAUCGAAGACGUCCUGAGCCCAAGUACUUGUGUAUGUAAGACGGAUGAAGGCCGGAUCUUGGAAGGACUUAGGGAAGACAUGCUUGAGACACUGAUCCCCAAGGUGGAGGGCAACCGGGUGAUGGUGGUGCUAGGACCCAAGGCUGGAAGGGUGGGACGACUGUUGGACCAAGACAGAGAGCGGAGCCGGGCUCUUGUGCAACUGCGGAGAGAGAACCAGGUGUUGGAACUUCACUAUGACGCAGUCUGCCAGUACGUGGGCCCCAGCGACUCGGAGGAAGACUGAGCUGGGGACCCAGACCCCUGGCACUAGUCCUGCACAGCAUGGAAAGCCAGCCUGCACACAAGUGGAGAGGGGGUCAUGGUUCCUUCCCUCCAUUCUUGGCACUUUUAGAGUUGACCCAGAAGCCAGACAAGAACCAAACUCCAUAUUCCCCAGAGAUUAGUCUGUAAUAAUAAUAGUAAAUAAAACUGGAAAACAUUUCAAAUGCCGAACUUCAAAAAUAUGCUUUAACAUACUGGGCUGAACCGUUGACGUGAAUAGAGAUGGGGGCUAUUCCAUUUGUGAACUUUGUCACCACACUUGGGCUUCAGGAAAAGUGAAAGGAACCAUCCCCUCACAAGCUCAUCCGCAGGACAUGUGAGAAAGGCCAGGAGGGGGCGCAGUAGAUCAGGCUUUGGACUCAGAAGCAGGACUUGCCAAGUUUCAUCCCUUGCAUGGUAUAUGCUAGAGCGAUGUCCUGGUCCUCUCUCUCCCUUUCCCCUCCUCCCUCUCUCAUAAAUAAAUCUUAAAAGAGAGAGAGAAUAUAUCAGCUAUGAAAUACACGCUGUAAAGCUGUAAAGUCUGGAAUACCACAACACUGACCAACCUGCUGAGCAAGAUUCAUAGCUGUGACAUAGCUUUUACUCAGUCCAGAGCAGACACUCAGAAGGAGCUGGGAGGUUGACGGAGGGCCAGCACACACAUGGAUUAUGUUGACACUGUUUUCCAGAGGAGCCAGUUCAUGUCUGGAACCUCCAUUUUCAGUUAAAACUUUGACUUACAGGGGGGUAAAAAUAAAAAAGUUUUAGGGCUUGGGAAAGAACAUAAUGGUUCUACAAAAAAAGGACUUCCAUGCCUGAGGCUCAGGUUCAGCCGCCAAUACCACCAUCAGCUAGAACUGAGCAGUACUCUGGCAAAAAAAAAAAAAAAAAAAAAAAGUUUGUCCAUCUCGGGUUGAUCUAGGUAACUAUAUUCUGUUUUUUAUUUUGUAUUAAAUAUUUGUUUAUUA
Messenger RNA from Erinaceus europaeus (western European hedgehog), 2459 nucleotides. It is a transcript of the gene GPKOW, whose product is annotated as G-patch domain and KOW motifs. The record is from RefSeq and is a predicted model, not a curated record. Gene Ontology annotation, cellular component: spliceosomal complex. The coding region runs from base 29 to 1474 and encodes 481 amino acids. Gene Ontology annotation, biological process: mRNA splicing, via spliceosome. Gene Ontology annotation, molecular function: nucleic acid binding. Lineage: Eukaryota; Metazoa; Chordata; Mammalia; Eulipotyphla; Erinaceidae. The transcript is spliced from 11 exons.